This is a messenger RNA of Psammomys obesus (fat sand rat), 1695 nucleotides long. RefSeq names its product BH3 interacting domain death agonist (gene Bid). Gene Ontology annotation, biological process: positive regulation of intrinsic apoptotic signaling pathway; apoptotic mitochondrial changes; positive regulation of extrinsic apoptotic signaling pathway. Lineage: Eukaryota; Metazoa; Chordata; Mammalia; Rodentia; Muridae. The transcript is spliced from 6 exons. The record is from RefSeq and is a predicted model, not a curated record. Gene Ontology annotation, cellular component: cytosol; mitochondrion; cytoplasm. Bases 148 to 738 code for a protein of 196 amino acids.
CCCCCGGCGGGCGCGGGGAAAGAAAAGCGGGGUGCGCGGCGCGCUAGUGUCAGUUCGCCAGCCAGCCCUGCCCCAGCCUGUGCGCCGCGGCGUCUGCGUGGUUGUUCCCUGGUCUCUGUGAGCCGGCAGUGGUGGCCAGCGUCUGCCAUGGACUCUCAGGUCAGCAACGGCUCAGGCCUUGAGGCUGAGCACAUCACAAACCUACUGGUGUUCGGCUUUCUCCAAAGCUCUGGCCAUAAUUUCCGCCAAGAGCUGGAGGAACUGGGUCAUGAACUGACCAUACCAGUUUACCCAGAGGCAGACCUUGAGGACGAGCUGCAGACAGAUGGCAACCGGCCUAGCCGUUCCUUCUACCAUGGAAGAAUAGAACCAGAUUCUGAAAGUCAGGAAGAACUCAUCCAGAACCUUGCCAGACAUCUCGCCCAAGUAGGCGAUGAGAUGGACCAGCGCAUCCGGCCCACGCUGGUGAGACAGCUGGCCUCGCAGUUCAUGACCGGCAGCCUGUCGGAGGAAGACAGAAGGAACUGCCUGGCCCAAGCCCUCGAUGAGGUGAAGACAGCCUACCCUAAAGACAUGGAGAGCGACAAGGCCAUGCUGAUAAUGACCAUGCUGCUGGCCAAAAAAGUGGCCAGUCACGCGCCGUCCUUGCUCCGUGAUGUCUUUCGCACGACAGUGAACUUCAUUAACCAGAACCUGUUCACCUAUGUGAGGAACUUGGUUAGAAAUGAGAUGGACUGAAGGUGCCCACAGAGUCCUGACUGGCUGAAACCUGAUAUGGCAAGAACAGUGAAGCUGCCUCCAAAGAAGGAACCGUGGCCAUAUAAGCAGGUGUUGGAGUGAAGACAGGCCCCAGACAGCAGCUGUGUCUCCUUAUUUCAGGACGGUGUUCUAACCUGGGGAUUCACGGAACAUUUCUGCAUUGAGCUAGUCGAAUGAAGAUGUCAGCUGUGUCUCUCGAGAGGUUAUGACAGCUCCUGCAUCCAUACAUGUACCUUUAUCUUAUCGGCUGUACAGGUUCCCACUUGGAAAUUAAACUUAAAAGCAGGUUGAAAGGCAGAGAAACGUAUUUAUAAUGAGAAGUUGAUGAGAAGCCUGCUCUGCUCUUCAGCGGUCUUCACCAUGGAGGUGGGCUUCUGUUUAAGGAGGACAGUGGUAGGAGAGGCGCCCAGCCUAAGGGAGGGCCAUCGUCGUGCUCAGAAGGCUGCAGCCUGCCCUUUUAUAAAAGCCAAAUGGUAAAGAGGUUUGAGACCGGGAUUCUGUUCUCAAGCCAUGGAAGCACCGACCACCCAACCACAGGAGUUUGGCUGUUCCAUGGGUGGCAAAGUUGCCAUCCUCUCCCCCUGGCUAACAUCACGGAAGACUUAGUGCGUGUAUCAAAGCCAAACAUUCCCUUUGCUUUUGUAUUCCAGAGGCAAAGGUCUCCCUGUAUGUCCUCAAACGCUGGGUGGUUCUCUGGCUUAGCCUUCCUAAAGCUGGGAUUGCAGGCCUGAGCCACCACAGCCUGCAGGCGGCUCCAAUCUUGAACUCAUCCAAGCUGUGAUGCUUGGGGGUAUCCUGGAAAUGGGUGGAUUUUUCUUUAGUUACAUAAUCUUUGUGGGGGCAUAAUUGUUCAGAGAAUAUUUUUCGUUCUGUUCUAAAAAUAUGUGAUUGUCUUAAAUGAUAGAAAUUUGUUUCUUCGAAAUAAAAGGUUCUUCU